AUGGAGAUUCACCAUGGAGGCAGGUUCUAUAGGUUGGGUAGUGGUAGUAGGCAGUACAAGGGAGGUGAGGUGGUGUAUGUUGAUAGAUUAGAUCCUAACAAUCAUUGCGAGAGCUAUAACUCAAAGAUUCUCCCAGCUAGGAAGAUGCCAAUUUUGGGAUUGUUGGAGGCUAUGAGAAUAAACUCAAUGCUAAGACAUGCAAAUAGGAGGUGUGCAGGUCCUAGAUGGAAGAGUAAGGUCGGACCUAGAAUUGAGAAAAUUUUGAAAAAAAAUGCGGAUAGAAGCCAUGAGUACACCCUACUAGAGUCUUCCCAUUUGAGGUUUCAAGUUAAAGGAAAAGGAGUGGCUUGCCAAUUAGGAGUUAAUAGUUUGCAUGAUGUUGAUCUCCAAGCCAGGGCAUGUACCUACAGGAGGUGGGAACUCAGUGGACUUCUAUGUCCACAUGCAAUUGUUGCAAUAUUUUCUAAGGGAUAUAGACCAGAUGACUUUGUGGAUGAGGCUUUUUCACUGAAGAAAUUCAUGUUUGCAUAUGAACCAGCAAUAAACCCUAUCCCUGGUGUUGAUGAAUGGGAGGUUGUUGAGAAGCCCAUUUUACCUUCGAGGUACACUAGAGGACCUGGAAGGCCUAAGUUAUCAAGAAACAAGGAACCAAGUGAGCAAGCACCACCUCCUGGAACCACAAAGUUGUCAAGAAGUUACUAUAAGUCCAUCAGUUGUUCAAUUUGUAAAAAGAAAGGUCAUAAUAAGAGGACUUGUUCAAGGAGACAACAAUCAGAAAUAGUUCUUAAGCUGGGGUAA
Messenger RNA from Rosa chinensis, 798 nucleotides. RefSeq lists its product as uncharacterized. The coding region runs from base 1 to 798 and encodes 265 amino acids. Gene Ontology annotation, molecular function: zinc ion binding. The record is from RefSeq and is a predicted model, not a curated record. The transcript is spliced from 2 exons. NCBI's taxonomy places the organism in Eukaryota, Viridiplantae, Streptophyta, Magnoliopsida, Rosales, Rosaceae.